Molossus molossus (Pallas's mastiff bat) is the source of this 1568-nucleotide messenger RNA. RefSeq names its product alpha and gamma adaptin binding protein (gene AAGAB). The record is from RefSeq and is a predicted model, not a curated record. Lineage: Eukaryota; Metazoa; Chordata; Mammalia; Chiroptera; Molossidae. The transcript is spliced from 10 exons. Bases 370 to 990 code for a protein of 206 amino acids.
GGACUCUGCCUUUGAUUGGAUUGUAUAGUUCCAACUCUUCAUUUUCUUCAAAGGAAGAAAGAUUGGGCCAGCAAGAUCUACCACAAGGACCUAGAGUUAUCAUCACAGUGAUUCAACAUCCUUGGAAUAGAAGAUCUUGUUGUGGAAGCGACUGCCAAUGAUGCCGUGAGAUAUUAUCCUUGGACCAUUGAUAAUAAGUACUAUUCAGCUGACAUCAAUCUGUGUGUAGUGCCCAACAAGUUUCUCGUCACUACAGAGAUUGCAGAGUCUGUCCAAGCAUUUGUGGUUUACUUUGACAGCACACAAAAAUCUGGUCUUGAUAGUGUCUCUUCAUGGCUUCCCCUGGCAGAAGCAUGGUUACCUGAGGUGAUGAUCUUGGUCUGCGAUAGAGUGUCUGAGAAUGGUGUAAACCGACAAAAAGCUCAAGAAUGGUGUAUAAAACAUGGCUUUGAACUGGUAGAACUUAGUCCUGAAGAGUUGCCUGAGGAGGACGAUGACUUCCCAGAAUCUACAGGAGUAAAGCGAAUUGUUCAAGCCUUGAAUGCCAAUGUCUGGUCCAACGUAGUGAUGAAGAAUGAUAGGAACCAAGGCUUUGGCCUUCUCAGCUCAUUGGGCGGAGCAAACCAUAGCAUUGGGUCAGCAGACACCUGUCACUCAGAGCAGCCCCAUUUGCCAGCAACAGAUAGGACUGAAUCCCUCUUGGAUCAUCGGGGUGGUGCAGCUAACACAGCAGACGCUCAGGUUGACAGCAUUGUGGAUCCCAUGUUAGAUCUGGAUAUUCAAGAAUUAGCCAGUCUUACUACGGGCGGAGGAGAUUUGGAGAAUUUUGAAAGACUGUUUUCAAAGUUAAAGGAAAUGAAAGACAAGGCUGCGACGCUUCCUCAUGAGCAAAGAAAGUUGCAUGCAGAAAAGGUUGCCAAAGCGUUCUGGAUGGCAAUUGGGGGAGACAGAGAUGAGAUUGAAGGCCUUUCAUCUGACGAAGAACACUAGACUAUUCAUACCAGGGUGUGACUAGCAAAGAUGCUCACUCUCUCUUCCUGACACUUUCCCGUCAACCCAGUUAUAUGUUGCUGAAGUUGCCAUCAUCAUGUUGGCCACCUGACUUGUUCAUAGGAUCCCCUUCAGUUUAGCUUUCAGUAGAGAGUUAAGGAGAAUGCUGUUCUCCUUCAGGAUAUUGUAAGACAGGAGUAUAGUGACAGUAAGGACUGAGAAUUUUUCAGAUACACUUUUUCAUUCUAGGAAUGGGAGUGGAAUGAGAGGCUCAAAAUCGGUGAUUUGCCCAAGUUAAAGAAGAGGAAAACCGCUAAGCCACUCCUAGUCAACCUUUUAGGUGGCUUCCCCUGCGUCCACACUUGGUUACUGCAGGUCAGGAGCUAGUGCCACCUUUCCUGGGCCUCUGGACUUUCUGCUUCCAAGGAGCUUGCUGCUCUGAGCUUUGAUGCUUUUGGUAGGAAGAAAGGAAGCAGCUGCAGAUUUGAUUUGUGCUACAGUAUAGGUGGGGCCAAUGACAGUGGCCCUCGGGUUAGUAUCUAACUAAAAAAAAAUUGCUCUGGGCCCUGGCCGGUUUG